AAAAGGGUGGAAGCCGUGGAAGAAUUCCAAUUUUUAUGUUGUAAUAGAAUUAUGUGAAGAAAAAAUCAAAGGGUGUUGGAAACGAGAUAAAAAGGAGUUGCAAGCAAACCUCUUUCUCCCCGUGUCUAGUUUUUCAGAGCAGUUGGUGAUUCGAUCUUUGAAUAUUUUCCAAUCUUUAGCCUUCCCUCUCCUCUCCCAGCAGGCCUUAUUAAAGUCCUUCCAAACCAUUGCUCUUUCUUCACCGUCCUCUGAUAUUUUUCUAACCUAGUCUUCUUUGUUCUUUCAAAUCUUUACCUAAAAGCUGUUGGCUAUCGCCAACCACGGAUAAUCCUCUACUUUUAGAUCCUAUAUACGUCGAUACAAGUUUGAAGAAGUGAAUUUGUAGAAAUAUACUAGAUUCAGAAAAAAAAAAUGACUGUGAUGAAAAUUACUUGGAGAUCCAUCAUCCCGAGCUGUUCCAAGGGUGUUGAGAAACCAGAGCCCAAGCCUAAGAAGGAAGUUGCAAAGCAAAGUUCAUUUGCCAGGCUUGCAAUGUUAGACUUAAGUUAUCCCAGCUCAAUGCUUUCGGAGGACCUGUCUACAUCGCUUGCCGGUUCAAACCUUCAUAUUUUUACGCUUGGGGAGCUAAAGGUGAUAACCCAGAGCUUUUCAUCAGCUAACUUUCUGGGUGAAGGUGGGUUUGGACCGGUUCAUAAAGGUUUCAUUGAUGACAAGGUUAGGCCUGGAUUGAAAGCUCAGCCUGUGGCGGUUAAGCUCCUGGAUUUAGAAGGCCUGCAAGGGCAUAGAGAGUGGUUGACUGAAGUGAUCUUUCUUGCACAAUUGAGGCACCCACAUCUUGUGAAGCUGAUCGGAUAUUGUUGCGAAGAAGAACAUAGGCUUCUGGUAUAUGAAUAUAUGCCGAGGGGCAGCUUGGAGAAUCAGCUAUUUAGAAGAUAUUCAGUUUCUCUUCCAUGGGCGACAAGGAUGAAAAUUGCUCUUGGAGCUGCCAAGGGUCUUGCCUAUCUCCACCAAGCAGAUAAACCAGUCAUAUACCGAGAUUUUAAAGCGUCAAAUAUCUUGUUAGACUCUGAUUAUACUGCCAAACUUUCAGAUUUUGGUCUGGCAAAAGACGGCCCGGAAGGGGAUGACACGCAUGUUUCCACCAGAGUGAUGGGGACGCAAGGCUACGCUGCUCCUGAAUACGUCAUGACAGGUCACUUGACGGCAAUGAGUGAUGUAUAUAGCUUUGGAGUGGUACUUCUGGAGCUUUUAACGGGGAGAAGAUCUUUAGACAAGAGCCGUUCCCAAAGGGAACAGAACUUAGCAGAGUGGGCAAGGCCAAUGUUGAAUGAUCCUAGGAAACUUGGCCGGAUAAUGGAUCCCAGACUGGAAGGCCAAUACUCAGAAAUGGGGGCGCGAAAGGCAGCUGCAUUGGCUUACCAAUGCCUUAGUCACCGGCCAAAGCAAAGACCAAAAAUGAGUGAUGUGGUCAGCACUUUGGAGCCCCUGCAGGACUCUGAAGACAUUCCAAUUGGUCCCUUUGUUUAUACGGUUCCAACCGAAAGUGGUUCGCCGAAGGAGGACAAGGACACUAAGGAAUGCGAAUUUAAGAAAGAGAACGGCCAUCAUCAUCACAAAAACCACAAACUCCACCACGGCCAUAGGCAUCAAAACAGAUCACCAAGGAUGUCUCCAGUUCACUGGGAAAGCGACACUCUAAAGCAAACUCCCAGAAAUGGGUUGAAUUCUCCCUUGCACCAUAAAGCUAGGGGAGCAUAGAGUACAACUGUAAAUCACACUGUAAAUAGGCCUUAACUAGAGCUUGCCUUGGAUUGCACACUGCGGCAAAUGUUAAGGGUGUAAGUUUUUCUUGAGAGCAAAGACUUGUUUACUUCAAUUGAUUCUUUCAAAUACAAGAAUUUUUGUUUUUGAAA
Molecule: messenger RNA, 1913 nt
Organism: Theobroma cacao (cacao)
Lineage: Eukaryota; Viridiplantae; Streptophyta; Magnoliopsida; Malvales; Malvaceae
Gene: RIPK
Product: Protein kinase superfamily protein
Biological process (GO): protein phosphorylation
Molecular function (GO): ATP binding; protein kinase activity
Source: RefSeq, a predicted model, not a curated record